CAUCAUCUUCUUCUUCUUCUCUCUUCUCUGUUUUCUGUUUUCUUCCCCCCACACAAUGACUAACCAAAAUGUGAUGGUUUCUGAAUCCAAACCAACUAUUGGUGUCAAGAUUACAGUCACCUUGUCCAACUCUUCUCUUUUUUCAAAGCACAUCACCAUAUCUCGAAAGAAAGUCUUGAAAAAACUUGAUAAUGAAGGAGGGCCCAAAGUCCAUGCUUGGGUUGACUCCAUGAGAGACUCUUCUCCUACUCGUGUCAAAUCCACGGCUUCUCUAUCAGAAACUGAAGAGCAAAGUUCUUGGAUUGCUCAUCAUCCAUCAGCUUUAGACAAGUUUGAGGAGAUUGUGAAUGCUUCAAAAGGGAAGAAAAUAGUCAUGUUUCUUGAUUAUGACGGUACUCUGGCGCCUAUUGUUGAAGACCCGGAUCGAGCUUUCAUGACCAACGAGAUGCGAGAAGCUGUCAGGGACGUCGCCAGAUAUUUUCCCACAGCUAUAGUGACAGGGAGAUGCAGAGAUAAGGUUUUUAGCUUUGUAAAAUUAGCCGGGCUUUACUACGCAGCAAGCCAUGGCAUGGACAUCGAAGGUCCAUCCAAAAGUCGUAAAUACAAGAAGGGUAACCAAGGAGUUCUAUUUCAACCCGCCAGUGAAUUCCUACCCAUGAUUGAUGAGGUUUACAAAGCCCUGUUAGAGAAAACAAAAUCAAUUCCAGGGGCUAAGGUUGAAAACAACAAGUUUUGUCUCUCCGUACACUUUCGCUGUGUUGAUGAAAAGAGUUGGGGUACAUUAGCCGAGGAAGUUAGAUUAGUUCUUAAUGAGUAUCCAAAGCUGAAACUAACUCAAGGAAGAAAGGUGUUAGAGAUCCGCCCAACAAUAAAAUGGGACAAAGGCAGAGCACUUGAAUUCUUGCUAGAGGCACUAGGAUAUGCUAAUUCUAAAGAUGUUGUACCAGUCUAUAUUGGCGAUGAUCGAACCGAUGAGGAUGCGUUCAAGGUUUUGCGCAAUAGAGAACAGGGGUUGGGGAUCCUUGUUUCUAAAGUUCCCAAGGAUACAAAUGCUUCCUAUUCUCUCCAAGAACCAUCCGAGGUCAAUGAGUUUUUGCGGCGUUUGGUAGAUUGGAAACGCUCGUCUCUACGGCAACAAUAAUAUGCUUGUAAACAUAGAGAUUAAGAAAUUGAUCCCACCUACCGAAGUUGGUUAAUGGUGGAUUGAUGUGUCUUUCUUGUUCAGAAAUUUUUAAUGGCUUCCUCCUCUC
Pistacia vera is the source of this 1250-nucleotide messenger RNA. Its product is annotated as probable trehalose-phosphate phosphatase D. Lineage: Eukaryota; Viridiplantae; Streptophyta; Magnoliopsida; Sapindales; Anacardiaceae. The transcript is spliced from 11 exons. Gene Ontology annotation, biological process: trehalose biosynthetic process. The coding region runs from base 56 to 1141 and encodes 361 amino acids. Gene Ontology annotation, molecular function: trehalose-phosphatase activity. The record is from RefSeq and is a predicted model, not a curated record.